AAUGGCUUCUUAAAUUAAGUGCAAUUAAAAGCUGAUGUUUUAACUCUUUUGAAAGCUUUUAAAAUUUUGAUGCUUCGUGAGGUGUUUGUUUAGCGUCGGAGUAAAGAAUAUGUAUAAUUUUAAUAUCGAGUAAAACUCACAACAAAUUGUUUCACUAUUAAUGACUUGAAAAAGCAAAAUUUCUUAUUUCAGUUAUCAUCCUAUUUUGAUUUUGAUGCUGACGCUGCAAGAAGUUCCUCAAUCUAAGCUACAAAAAAGUGUUUUGUUUCAAUAUCUUGUUGGAUAUUUUUAUGGAAGGAAGUAUCAAGAUACCAUUGUUAGCUCAACUUGUUUAUGGAACGUACAGCGAACUUAAAACAAAGAAAUGUUUGACGCAUGAUCAAGGUAGUGGAAGUCCUUGCUUAAAAUGCAAUGAGCUGUGUAGUGGAUUAGAAUUGCAUUUUUGGAGAAAAGUGUGCAAAAACUGUGGAUGCAAACUCGAAGAUCACAAAGUUGAAGUUGACAAAAGCAUUCAUGAAGCAAUUGUUUACAAUUUACUUAAUGAUGAUUAUGAUAAUGCAUCACCAUGGGAGUGCAGCAUAGAUGAUGAGGUUUUAGAAGGACACCCAUUAUUAGAACAUUUAUCCAGAAAAAAAUUUAAAAAAUCUAUAACUAAAUUUGAUAAUGAACAGGAUGAAUUACAAAAAAAUGAAAACAAUGCAACUGUGGAUCAACUGUUGAAGUUUAAAGUUUGCAAUACCGAAUUUAAUUCUAAUAGUGAAAAAAGGAAGACGUCAACUAAAAAUAAAGAAGAAAACCAGCAACGUCAAAGGGCAUUGGUUCGUCAAAUUCCACCCCAGGAUUUUGACAUUCGGUAUUGUCAUAAUCUUGAUGAUUAUGAAAAAGAAGAACUAGGUUAUUUUACAUUGCUUGUGCAAAUGCACACAAUUGGCAAAGCUGUACUAAAAGAAAAAGUAGAAGAAUCUAAAAUACACUGUGUAUAUUGCUCUGAAAUUAUUAAAUCCAACUAUCUAAUAAUUGAACGUCUUGAAAAUAAAUUCUGGCAUGACACCUGCUUGCGUUGUAAAGUUUGUAAUGAAAGUUUGGUCGAUAACAUUUACUUUUUAGAAAAAGAAGAUUUGUAUUGUGGGAGACAUUUUGCAGAAACAUAUAAACCACGUUGUUUUGCUUGUGAUGAAUUGAUUUUCUCCAAAGAGUAUACUCAAGCAGAACAGAAAAAUUGGCACACAAAGCAUUUUUGUUGUUAUAAAUGCGAAGUAUAUUUAGGUGGCAUGGGUUACAUUUCAGUCGGACCGAACCCCUUUUGCAUUCCUUGUUACAAUGAAAAUCUACCGUCUUGACGCUUAAGUAGAAACUGUAGCAAUAGAAGAUUGCCAUUUGCAUCUCUGCAUGACCAAUUUCUAGAAACUUUAAAAAUGAAAUAGCAUUAAACCAUUUUUACAUUAUUUUUUGCUGAUAUUAUAUAUUUUGCUCCAUUUUUGUAUAGUAUUUGUUUUUCAAUUGUAAUAUACAGAUAUUGUAAUAUAAAAGGAAAAUUUAUAAA
This is a messenger RNA of Hydra vulgaris (swiftwater hydra), 1543 nucleotides long. Its product is annotated as testin. Lineage: Eukaryota; Metazoa; Cnidaria; Hydrozoa; Anthoathecata; Hydridae. Gene Ontology annotation, molecular function: zinc ion binding. The record is from RefSeq and is a predicted model, not a curated record.